Molecule: messenger RNA, 8864 nt
Organism: Orcinus orca (killer whale)
Lineage: Eukaryota; Metazoa; Chordata; Mammalia; Artiodactyla; Delphinidae
Gene: MTOR
Product: mechanistic target of rapamycin kinase
Exons: 58
Coding region: 269-7915 (2548 amino acids)
Biological process (GO): protein phosphorylation; negative regulation of macroautophagy; TOR signaling
Cellular component (GO): nucleus; TORC2 complex; TORC1 complex
Molecular function (GO): protein serine/threonine kinase activity; protein binding; protein-containing complex binding
Source: RefSeq, a predicted model, not a curated record
UUGGUCCUUAGGGCUGGGAGCCCGCCUUCCCUCCCGCCCGGCUUAGAGGACAGCGGGGAAGGCGGGUGGUGGGGUCGGCGGCCUGAAGCGGCGGUACCGGUGCUGGCGGCGGCAGCUGAGGCCUUGGCCGAAGCCGCGCGGAUUCCCAGCCUGACGUGGAUAGGGUGAAGAUCUGUGUUGAGGAGCUGGGGCCAUAAGUGAGUUCAUCGCCAUGGUUUGUUAUUCAGAAUAUUAAAGGAAGCUUCUCUCCGAAGAACCUCAGGGCAAGAUGCUUGGAACCGGCCCUGCCGCCGCUGCCACAGCUACCACCGCAUCCAGCAAUGUGAGCGUCCUGCAGCAGUUUGCCUGCGGCCUGAAGAGCCGGAACGAGGAGACCAGGGCCAAAGCCGCCAAGGAGCUCCAGCACUAUGUCACCAUGGAGCUCCGAGAGAUGAGUCAAGAAGAGUCUACUCGCUUCUAUGAUCAGCUGAACCAUCACAUUUUUGAACUGGUUUCCAGCUCAGAUGCCAAUGAGAGGAAAGGUGGCAUCUUGGCCAUAGCCAGCCUCAUAGGAGUGGAAGGUGGGAAUGCCACCCGAAUCGGAAGAUUUGCUAACUACCUUCGGAACCUCCUCCCCUCCAAUGACCCAGUUGUCAUGGAAAUGGCAUCCAAGGCCAUUGGUCGCCUCGCCAUGGCAGGGGACACUUUUACCGCUGAGUAUGUGGAGUUUGAGGUGAAGCGAGCCUUGGAAUGGCUGGGUGCUGACCGCAACGAGGGCCGGAGACAUGCGGCUGUCCUGGUUCUUCGUGAGCUGGCCAUCAGCGUCCCCACCUUCUUCUUCCAGCAAGUGCAGCCCUUCUUUGACAAUAUUUUUGUGGCCGUGUGGGACCCCAAACAGGCCAUCCGUGAGGGAGCUGUUGCUGCCCUUCGUGCCUGUCUGAUCCUCACCACCCAGCGGGAGCCAAAGGAGAUGCAGAAGCCACAGUGGUACAGGCACACGUUUGAGGAAGCAGAGAAGGGGUUUGACGAGACCUUGGGCAAGGAGAAGGGCAUGAAUCGCGAUGAUCGGAUCCACGGAGCCUUACUGAUCCUCAACGAGCUGGUUCGCAUCAGCAGCAUGGAGGGAGAGCGCCUGAGAGAAGAAAUGGAAGAAAUCACACAGCAGCAAUUGGUACAUGACAAGUACUGCAAGGAUCUCAUGGGCUUCGGAACGAAACCUCGUCACAUCACCCCCUUCACCAGUUUCCAGGCCAUGCAGCCCCAGCAGUCAAACGCCUUGGUGGGACUGCUGGGGUACAGCUCUCACCAAGGCCUCAUGGGCUUCGGGGCUUCCCCCAGCCCAGCGAAGUCCACCCUGGUGGAGAGUCGCUGCUGCAGAGACUUGAUGGAGGAGAAAUUUGAUCAGGUGUGCCAGUGGGUGCUGAAGUGCAGGAAUAGCAAGAACUCGCUGAUCCAAAUGACAAUCCUGAAUUUGUUGCCCCGCUUGGCUGCCUUCCGACCUUCUGCCUUCACAGAUACCCAGUAUCUCCAAGAUACCAUGAACCAUGUCCUAAGCUGUGUCAAGAAGGAGAAGGAACGGACAGCAGCCUUCCAAGCCCUGGGGCUACUUUCUGUGGCUGUGAGGUCUGAGUUUAAGGUCUACUUACCUCGUGUGCUGGACAUCAUCCGAGCAGCCCUGCCUCCUAAGGACUUUGCCCAUAAGAGACAGAAGGCAAUGCAGGUGGAUGCCACGGUGUUCACCUGCAUCAGCAUGCUGGCCCGAGCGAUGGGGCCGGGCAUCCAGCAGGACAUCAAGGAGCUGCUGGAGCCCAUGCUGGCGGUGGGCCUGAGCCCUGCCCUCACAGCUGUGCUCUACGACCUGAGCCGUCAGAUUCCACAGCUGAAAAAGGACAUCCAAGAUGGACUCCUGAAGAUGCUGUCCCUGGUCCUUAUGCACAAACCCCUCCGGCACCCAGGCAUGCCCAAGGGCCUGGCCCAUCAGCUGGCUUCUCCUGGCCUCACGACCCUCCCUGAGGCCAGCGAUGUGGGCAGCAUUACCCUUGCCCUCCGAACUCUUGGCAGUUUUGAAUUUGAAGGCCACUCUCUGACCCAGUUUGUCCGCCACUGUGCGGAUCACUUCCUGAACAGCGAGCACAAGGAGAUCCGCAUGGAAGCCGCCCGCACCUGCUCUCGCCUGCUCACGCCCUCUGUCCACCUCAUCAGUGGCCAUGCUCACGUGGUUAGCCAGACCGCAGUGCAAGUGGUGGCGGAUGUGCUCAGCAAACUGCUCGUGGUUGGGAUAACAGAUCCUGACCCCGACAUCCGCUACUGUGUCUUGGCAUCCCUGGAUGAGCGCUUUGACGCACACCUGGCCCAGGCAGAGAACCUGCAGGCCCUGUUUGUGGCCCUGAAUGACCAGGUGUUUGAGAUCCGGGAGCUGGCCAUCUGCACUGUGGGCCGGCUCAGCAGCAUGAACCCAGCCUUCGUCAUGCCCUUCCUGCGCAAGAUGCUCAUCCAGAUUUUGACAGAGCUGGAGCACAGCGGCAUUGGAAGAGUCAAGGAACAGAGUGCCCGCAUGCUGGGGCACCUGGUCUCCAAUGCCCCCCGACUCAUCCGCCCCUACAUGGAGCCUAUUCUGAAGGCUUUAAUUUUGAAACUGAAAGAUCCAGACCCUGAUCCAAACCCAGGUGUGAUCAAUAAUGUCCUGGCUACAAUAGGAGAGUUGGCUCAGGUUAGUGGCCUAGAAAUGAGGAAGUGGGUUGAUGAACUUUUUAUUAUCAUCAUGGACAUGCUCCAGGACUCCUCUCUGUUGGCCAAAAGGCAGGUGGCUCUGUGGACCCUAGGACAGUUGGUGGCCAGCACUGGCUACGUGGUGGAGCCCUACAGGAAGUACCCCACAUUGCUUGAGGUGCUGCUGAAUUUCCUGAAGACUGAGCAGAACCAGGGUACACGGCGAGAGGCUAUCCGUGUGUUAGGGCUCUUGGGGGCCUUGGAUCCCUACAAGCACAAAGUGAACAUUGGCAUGAUCGACCAGUCCCGGGAUGCUUCUGCUGUCAGCCUGUCAGAAUCCAAGUCAAGUCAGGAUUCCUCUGACUACAGCACCAGUGAGAUGCUGGUCAACAUGGGGAACUUGCCUCUGGACGAGUUCUACCCAGCCGUGUCCAUGGUGGCCCUGAUGCGCAUCUUCCGAGACCAGUCCCUCUCUCACCAUCACACCAUGGUCGUCCAGGCCAUCACCUUCAUCUUCAAGUCCCUGGGGCUCAAGUGUGUGCAGUUCCUGCCCCAGGUCAUGCCCACAUUCCUGAAUGUCAUUCGGGUUUGUGACGGGGCCAUCCGGGAAUUUCUGUUCCAGCAGCUGGGAAUGUUGGUGUCCUUUGUGAAGAGCCACAUCAGGCCUUACAUGGAUGAAAUAGUCACACUCAUGAGAGAAUUCUGGGUCAUGAACACCUCCAUCCAGAGCACGAUCAUUCUUCUCAUUGAGCAGAUUGUGGUAGCUCUUGGGGGUGAAUUUAAGCUCUACCUGCCCCAGCUGAUCCCACACAUGCUACGAGUCUUCAUGCAUGACAAUAGCCCAGGCCGCAUCGUCUCCAUCAAGUUGCUUGCUGCAAUCCAGCUGUUUGGCGCCAACCUGGAUGACUAUCUGCAUCUGUUACUGCCCCCUAUCGUGAAGUUGUUUGAUGCCCCUGAAGUUCCAUUGCCAUCUCGAAAGGCAGCGUUAGAGACAGUGGACCGCCUGACGGAGUCCCUGGAUUUCACUGACUAUGCCUCUCGGAUCAUUCACCCGAUUGUGCGAACGCUGGACCAGAGCCCAGAACUCCGUCCCACAGCCAUGGACACGUUGUCCUCACUCGUGUUUCAGCUGGGGAAGAAGUACCAAAUUUUCAUUCCAAUGGUAAAUAAAGUUCUGGUGCGACACCGAAUCAACCAUCAGCGCUAUGAUGUCCUCAUCUGCAGGAUUGUCAAGGGAUACACCCUUGCUGAUGAAGAAGAGGACCCUUUGAUUUACCAGCAUCGAAUGCUGCGGAGUGGCCAAGGGGAUGCCUUGGCUAGCGGACCAGUGGAAACGGGACCCAUGAAGAAACUGCACGUCAGCACCAUCAACCUCCAAAAGGCCUGGGGAGCUGCCAGAAGGGUCUCCAAAGAUGAUUGGUUGGAAUGGCUGAGGCGGCUGAGCCUGGAGCUGCUGAAGGACUCCUCCUCGCCCUCCCUGCGCUCCUGCUGGGCCCUGGCACAGGCCUACAACCCGAUGGCCAGGGAUCUCUUUAACGCUGCGUUUGUGUCCUGCUGGUCUGAGCUGAAUGAAGACCAGCAGGAUGAGCUCAUCAGAAGCAUCGAGUUGGCCCUCACCUCCCAGGACAUCGCUGAAGUCACACAAACCCUCUUAAACUUGGCUGAAUUCAUGGAACACAGUGACAAGGGCCCCCUGCCAUUGAGGGAUGACAAUGGCAUUGUUCUGCUGGGUGAGAGGGCUGCCAAGUGCCGAGCAUAUGCCAAAGCGCUACACUACAAAGAACUGGAGUUCCAGAAGGGUCCCACCCCUGCCAUCCUAGAGUCUCUCAUCAGCAUUAAUAAUAAGCUACAGCAGCCAGAGGCAGCUGCCGGGGUAUUAGAAUAUGCCAUGAAACACUUCGGAGAGCUGGAGAUUCAGGCUACCUGGUAUGAGAAACUGCAUGAGUGGGAGGAUGCUCUUGUGGCCUACGAUAAGAAAAUGGACACCAACAAGGAUGACCCAGAGCUGAUGCUGGGCCGCAUGCGCUGCCUCGAGGCCUUGGGGGAAUGGGGGCAGCUCCACCAGCAGUGCUGUGAAAAGUGGACCCUGGUUAAUGAUGAGACCCAAGCCAAGAUGGCCCGGAUGGCUGCUGCAGCUGCAUGGGGUUUAGGUCAGUGGGACAGCAUGGAGGAGUACACCUGCAUGAUCCCUCGGGAUACCCACGACGGGGCGUUUUACAGAGCCGUGCUGGCGCUGCAUCAGGACCUCUUCUCCUUGGCGCAGCAGUGCAUCGACAAAGCCCGGGACCUGCUGGACGCUGAGUUAACUGCGAUGGCAGGAGAGAGCUACAGCCGGGCGUAUGGGGCCAUGGUUUCUUGCCACAUGCUCUCCGAGCUGGAGGAGGUCAUCCAGUACAAACUUGUCCCCGAGCGCCGGGAGAUCAUCCGCCAGAUCUGGUGGGAGAGACUGCAGGGCUGCCAGCGUAUUGUGGAGGACUGGCAGAAAAUCCUCAUGGUGCGGUCGCUAGUGGUCAGCCCUCACGAGGACAUGAGGACCUGGCUCAAGUAUGCAAGCCUGUGUGGCAAGAGUGGCAGGCUGGCUCUUGCUCAUAAAACCUUAGUGCUGCUCCUGGGAGUUGAUCCAUCUCGGCAACUUGACCACCCUCUGCCAACAGUUCACCCCCAGGUGACCUACGCCUACAUGAAAAAUAUGUGGAAGAGCGCUCGCAAGAUCGAUGCCUUCCAGCACAUGCAGCACUUUGUUCAGACCAUGCAGCAGCAAGCCCAGCACGCCAUCGCCACCGAGGACCAGCAGCACAAGCAGGAGCUGCACAAGCUUAUGGCCCGAUGUUUCCUGAAACUCGGGGAGUGGCAGCUGAACCUGCAGGGCAUCAACGAGAGCACGAUCCCCAAAGUCCUGCAGUAUUAUAGCGCCGCCACGGAGCACGACCGCAGCUGGUACAAGGCCUGGCACGCGUGGGCUGUGAUGAACUUCGAGGCUGUGCUCCACUACAAACAUCAGAACCAAGCCCGCGAUGAGAAGAAGAAACUGCGUCACGCCAGUGGGGCCAACAUCACCAACGUGGCCACUGCCGCCACCACGGCGGCCACGGCCACUGCCACCAGCACCGAGGGUAGUAACAGCGAGAGCGAGGCUGAAAGCACUGAGAACAGCCCUACCCCAUCUCCUCUGCAGAAGAAGGUCACUGAGGAUUUGUCCAAAACUCUCUUGAUGUACACCGUCCCUGCUGUCCAGGGCUUCUUCCGAUCCAUCUCUUUGUCACGAGGCAACAACCUCCAGGACACGCUCAGAGUCCUCACCUUAUGGUUUGAUUAUGGUCACUGGCCAGAUGUAAAUGAAGCCUUAGUGGAAGGGGUGAAAGCGAUCCAGAUUGACACUUGGUUACAGGUUAUACCUCAGCUCAUUGCGAGAAUUGAUACGCCGAGGCCCUUGGUGGGACGUCUCAUUCACCAGCUUCUCACAGACAUUGGUCGGUACCACCCCCAGGCCCUCAUCUACCCGCUGACGGUGGCUUCUAAGUCCACCACCACGGCCCGUCACAAUGCGGCCAACAAGAUUCUGAAGAACAUGUGCGAGCACAGUAACACCUUGGUGCAACAGGCCAUGAUGGUGAGUGAGGAGCUGAUCCGAGUGGCCAUUCUCUGGCACGAGAUGUGGCACGAAGGCCUGGAAGAGGCAUCUCGCUUGUACUUUGGGGAGAGGAACGUGAAAGGCAUGUUCGAGGUGCUGGAGCCCCUGCAUGCUAUGAUGGAGCGGGGACCCCAGACUCUGAAGGAAACAUCCUUUAACCAGGCGUAUGGUCGAGAUUUAAUGGAGGCCCAAGAGUGGUGCAGGAAGUACAUGAAAUCAGGGAAUGUCAAGGACCUCACCCAAGCCUGGGACCUCUAUUACCACGUGUUCAGACGAAUCUCAAAGCAGCUGCCUCAGCUCACAUCCUUAGAGCUGCAAUACGUGUCCCCAAAACUUCUGAUGUGCCGGGACCUGGAAUUGGCUGUGCCGGGAACAUAUGACCCCAACCAGCCGAUCAUUCGCAUUCAGUCCAUUGCACCAUCUCUACAAGUCAUCACAUCCAAGCAGAGGCCCCGGAAGUUGACGCUUAUGGGCAGCAACGGGCACGAGUUUGUCUUCCUCCUGAAGGGCCAUGAAGAUCUGCGGCAGGACGAGCGAGUGAUGCAGCUCUUCGGCCUGGUCAACACCCUUCUGGCCAAUGACCCAACAUCUCUUCGGAAAAACCUCAGCAUCCAGAGAUAUGCUGUCAUUCCCUUAUCAACCAAUUCGGGCCUCAUCGGCUGGGUCCCCCACUGUGACACGCUGCACGCCCUCAUCCGGGACUACAGGGAGAAAAAGAAGAUCCUUCUCAACAUCGAGCAUCGCAUCAUGCUGCGGAUGGCUCCAGACUACGACCACCUGACUCUGAUGCAGAAGGUCGAGGUGUUUGAGCACGCCGUCAACAACACAGCUGGGGACGACCUGGCCAGGCUGCUGUGGCUGAAGAGCCCCAGCUCUGAGGUGUGGUUUGAUCGAAGAACCAAUUACACCCGUUCUUUAGCAGUCAUGUCCAUGGUUGGGUAUAUUUUGGGCCUGGGCGAUAGACACCCAUCCAACCUGAUGCUGGACCGGCUGAGCGGGAAGAUCCUGCACAUUGACUUUGGGGACUGCUUUGAGGUUGCUAUGACCAGAGAGAAGUUCCCAGAGAAGAUUCCAUUUAGACUAACGAGAAUGUUGACCAAUGCUAUGGAGGUCACGGGCCUGGACGGCAACUACAGAAUCACAUGCCACACGGUGAUGGAAGUGCUUCGGGAGCACAAGGACAGCGUCAUGGCUGUGCUGGAAGCCUUCGUCUAUGACCCCUUGCUGAACUGGAGGCUGAUGGACACAAAUACCAAAGGCAACAAGCGAUCACGAACGAGGACAGAUUCCUACUCUGCUGGCCAGUCAGUAGAAAUUUUGGAUGGUGUGGAACUUGGGGAACCAGCCCAUAAGAAAACAGGGACCACAGUGCCAGAAUCUAUUCAUUCUUUCAUUGGAGACGGUUUGGUGAAACCAGAGGCCCUAAAUAAGAAAGCUAUUCAGAUUAUUAACAGAGUUCGAGAUAAGCUCACUGGUCGGGACUUCUCUCACGAUGAAACGUUGGAUGUCCCAACACAAGUUGAGCUGCUCAUCAAACAAGCAACAUCCCAUGAAAACCUCUGCCAGUGCUACAUCGGCUGGUGUCCUUUCUGGUAACUAGAGGCCCAGACAUGCCCACAGCAUUUCUCUUGAGGCUUUUGUACUUUGGUAUAUGCUUCCACUAAACUGAAGCCAUGGUGAGAAAGUUCAGCUCUGUUAAAUAUUUUGAAAUGUAAAUGAAAAGAACUACUGUAUAUUAAAAGUUGGUUUGAACCAACUUUCUAGCUGCUGUUGAAGAAUAUAUUGUCAGAAACACAAGGCUUGAUUUGGUUCCCAGGACAGUAAACGCAGUAAUACUACAGAAAUCAAGCCAUUGAUUUUGGGAAACAGAAGGUUUCAUAACUUUAGAAAUACGGGUUUUGACUUAACUCACAAAAGAACUCAUAAGCGUUUGCUGACAGAAGAAUGGCCUAGUCGAUGCUCUCGACAUGGACACAGCAAACUCAGCACAGUCAUGAAGCCUCAGGUCCUGGAGGACACGGAUUAGGGUUCUGAACUGUAAGGAAGCAGGAGAAGUUGACUUGGUCACCUUCGCCCAUCUCAUUACCUCACUGGUCCAUGGACGGCAGCAACAACCCUUGCACGAUGGGCCAAAAUGGAUGGAAAAGGUCUGUCUUCUGCCUCACCCGUGAUGCUGCACCGUACACACUUCAAGACUGGAGCCACUCGGAGGGGAGUUUCUUCAGAUCGCCGGGCGGCCUCGGCUGAGCAGAUACACGGAGCGGAUCACAGAGCAGUAGGAGGCCCACACUGGCCUCCCCCAGCAUGGUUCUGGGAUGUUUUCAGUGAGGUCUGAACGCUCUGUGUUUAGAGCAAGGCCUUGGAAUACAGGAAUGCUGUCAUGGAGGUGCUGACACAGAGGGGGAUGGUCUAGUACAUGUUGGGAAUUAGGAGCAAAAGAAAUAUUAAACUAAAUGCACAAAAUAUAAAGUGUAGCCAUGUCUAGACACCAUGUUGUAUCUGAAUAAUUUUUGUGCCAAUAAGUGACAUCAGAAUUUUAAAAACA